This is a messenger RNA of Anthonomus grandis grandis, 1325 nucleotides long. RefSeq lists its product as uncharacterized. Lineage: Eukaryota; Metazoa; Arthropoda; Insecta; Coleoptera; Curculionidae. The transcript has 2 exons. The record is from RefSeq and is a predicted model, not a curated record. The coding region runs from base 1 to 1185 and encodes 394 amino acids.
AUGGGAAAGGGUUCAAGGAACCGAAACAGGUCAGUUUCUGGCUCCGAUUCAAGGGAGUCAGCGCUGGCUUUCCAUGACCUCGACUCCCGUAUGAAGCGUAUUGAGCAAUUCAUACUUAAAACAACACGUGGAAAUACUAAAUCUAGAGGCAGGCCAAAAAGAAGCCGAUCUAGAUCAUCUGACUCGUGUUCAGAACAUCCAGCGCGUCCUCGAAGACGCGACUGGAUUUCGCGGAGCCCUGACUCGAGUGAGCAGGAGCCCCGAACCCCUAUCCAUCCACGUAAGAGGUAUAGGCGUCUAGACUCGAGUGAGCUGGACCAACCUAAUCAUAGAUCUUCCAAGAUCACCGAGCAGGUGCAAGUGCACAGCAAAACAAUAGACCCUGAGGUGGACAAUAGAGAGGAGAUCCUAGUCAUCCACCCAGACAAGGAUACAGAACAGUUUCUAACUCUGAAAGAUGACAUUCUUGAAUGCUUGGGCACAGACCCCAAUGACAUUAUAAGCGAGGGCAUUGAACUACACCCAGCCCUGGUUUCUAGAUGGUCUAACAUAAUUAAAUGCGGCCUAGAUAAACAAGAAAGACUAGAUCUAACUAAAAAAUAUCUUGUACCCAAAAAUUUAAAAACCUUAGAAGCCCCAGAUCUAAAUGAGGAGAUUCUAAAAAUUCUAUCACAAGACACAUUAAAAAAAGAUAAGUAUUUAGCUAUCAUUCAAUCUCAGUUAGGAGCUUCUUUAGCAGCCUUGGGUUCAUCGUUAAAUAAAAUCCUAGGUCAAGAAAAUAAUGAUCAACUUAAAGCCAUUAUAACUGAACUAUCAGAUACUGGCAAAUUACUAACUGAUUUACAUCAUUAUGUAUCAAUAUCUACGAGAUAUGUUAUCAUACCAUCCCUAGAUGAUUCCCUUCGGCAAGUGGUGGUCAAAACGACCCCAGACUCUAAGUUAUUUGGUUCUGAUUUUGCAGAUAAAAUUAAAACUGCAAGAGAUUUAGAAAAAAACAGUAGAGAUUUAAAAGCCACAAAAUCUGGUUUAACAAGAAAUCCCAGAAGAGCUGUUCAAGAGGCAGACCAUUUAAACUGGAGAGGCCCGUCUCGUUCCUCGAUGAAGUUCAGACAUCAGGGGCAAAAACCUCAGCAGAAUGUGACCUACAGGCACAGACCAACAAGACCAGCAAGACAGAAAUAUUAAAGGGAACCAUUCCCCAUAGCAAACCUUACCCUGGUUGCAGGGAAAUUAUCAGAGAGGCUUAUCGACUGAGGAAAGUACCAGAAGAAUGCAUGGAUGUCAUGGUGGAAUCCCUUUCUACCACAACACAAAAACAGUAUGAC